Messenger RNA from Leucoraja erinaceus (little skate), 542 nucleotides. RefSeq names its product ribosomal protein L30 (gene rpl30). The coding region runs from base 146 to 493 and encodes 115 amino acids. The record is from RefSeq and is a predicted model, not a curated record. The transcript has 4 exons. NCBI's taxonomy places the organism in Eukaryota, Metazoa, Chordata, Chondrichthyes, Rajiformes, Rajidae. Gene Ontology annotation, cellular component: cytosolic large ribosomal subunit. Gene Ontology annotation, molecular function: structural constituent of ribosome; RNA binding.
AUGCAUUGUGGGAGCUCCUUCCUUUCUCUGCCCGGCCAUCUUGAGGUGGCCUCGCCGGCGCUACCGCUCGCCCCGUCUCAGCCCCCGGAGCCGCUGCCGCGAACCCCUCACACACUCUACCCCGGCAACAAACACAGCGGGCAAAAUGGUGGCGGCAAAGAAGACGAAAAAGUCUUUGGAAUCCAUCAAUUCUAGGCUCCAACUGGUGAUGAAAAGUGGUAAAUAUGUGCUAGGCUACAAACAGACUUUGAAAAUGAUUCGUCAGGGCAAAGCCAAGCUGGUCAUUCUUGCGAACAACUGUCCAGCCUUGAGGAAAUCAGAAAUUGAAUACUAUGCCAUGUUAGCCAAGACUGGUGUCCAUCAUUAUAGUGGCAACAAUAUCGAGCUAGGUACUGCCUGUGGUAAAUACUACAGAGUGUGCACACUGGCCAUCAUUGAUCCAGGUGACUCUGACAUCAUCAGAAGUAUGCCGGAGCAGAUCAGUGAGAAAUAAAUUGACUAUGACUCUGAAAUAUUUUACAAAUAAAGCUAUUCCAUAAAAA